Molecule: messenger RNA, 1207 nt
Organism: Doryrhamphus excisus (bluestripe pipefish)
Lineage: Eukaryota; Metazoa; Chordata; Actinopteri; Syngnathiformes; Syngnathidae
Gene: mblac1
Product: metallo-beta-lactamase domain containing 1
Source: RefSeq, a predicted model, not a curated record
CAUACACGUCAGCGUAAACACGAGGUCACAUGACAUAACCCGGAAGUGUGGGCAACGCUAAGGCUCCAGCCAUAGGCCCACACCGCUAGUUGCUGGUCCUUCGGAGGCUGUAAACUCUGAAUUUGGAAACGGCUAAGAUGUCCAAAUGGCUUCAAGCGGUCCAUUCCAACUAAGUCCUCUAUCUGAACUGGACUUUCCAGGUUGUCCAUACUCGGUGUCUGUCCUCAAAGUAGGUUACUGUCACCCCCAACAGGACGGGACAUUUAAAGCAGACGGAAGCAUUACAUUAAUAACGGGACACAACGGUAACAACAUCCUGGUGGACACAGGGGGGCCAUGGGACAGAGACUUCCUCAUCAAGGCGCUUAAAGAACGGGGUUUGGAGCCAGGAGACAUCCGCUUGGUGGUGGGGACUCAUGGACACUCAGACCACGUGGGCAACUUGAGUCUUUUCCCGUCGUCGCCUAUGAUAGUUGGACAUGACAUGAGCCAAGGGGACAUUUAUACACCCAACAUGUUAGCGCAGGGCGGCGCGCACAUCGUGGACGAGCACGUAUGUGUAGUUCCCACUCCCGGCCACACGGGGCAGGACGUGAGUGUGCAGGUGACAGGGACGUCAGUGGGUACGGUGCUUGUUGCGGGGGACCUAUUUGACAGCUGCUUUGACGAGGACAGUUGGCGGGAGUUGAGUGUCAACACCGAAAUGCAGGAAGUGAGCCGCCAGAGGGCGCUGCGAACAGCUGAUGUCAUCAUACCAGGACAUGGCGUCCCAUUUAAAGUCCUUAGGAAUUAAUAGUUUUUAUAUUAUUUAUUGACACCCUGUUUACAUAGGAAGUUAUUUGAGGAAAUAUGGUAUGUAAACUUUGUAAAAUUGCAUAUUACAACUAUGUGACUAUUUUUUUCCUGCAAUAUUAAAACUUGAGUUACAAGUUUUAAAAUCUUUUUCCUGUAUUAGGACUUUGUCUCCCUAAAUUACCAAUUUUAGAGUCGCUCAUUGUUAUGACUUCUUCCACAUGUACAAAAAAAUACAUUCAAAAAAUUGUCAUACUCUUUAUUUUUGUGUGCUCAGCUAGUAGUCUUUACUGUAGACAACAACUUCAGUUUUUCCAUGUUUUUAUUUUUAUUUCUGUGAUAAUUAUUUUCCCCUGCCCAGAGGGAGGCACAUGUCCACAGUGUACAAGCGUGGAUUGUCCUCAACCGGUGGCUA